This is a messenger RNA of Mya arenaria, 1785 nucleotides long. RefSeq names its product mucin-6-like. The coding region runs from base 1 to 1785 and encodes 594 amino acids. NCBI's taxonomy places the organism in Eukaryota, Metazoa, Mollusca, Bivalvia, Myida, Myidae. The record is from RefSeq and is a predicted model, not a curated record. The transcript has a single exon.
AUGCCAACACACCAACACACCAGCACAACAACAUACCAUCUCACCAACACACAAGCACAAAAACAUAUCAUUACACCAACACACCAGCAUAACAACAUAUCGAUACACCAACAAACCAGCACAACAACAUGCCAACACACCAACACACCAGCACAACAACAUGCCAACACACCAACACACCAGCACACAAUAACAUGCCAACACACCAACACACCAGCACACAACAACAUGCCAACACACCAACACACCAGCACAACAACAUGCCAACACACCAACACACCAACACACCAGCACAACAACAUGCCAACACACCAACACACCAGCACAACAACAUGCCAACACACCAACACAAAGCACAACAACUUGUCGAAACACCAGCACAACAACAUGCCAACACACCAACACACACGCACAACAACUUGUCAACACACCAGUACACCUGCAGAACAACAUGUCAACACACCAACACACCAGCACAACAACAUGUCAACACAAACACACCAGAACAACAACAUGCCAACACACCAGCACAUCAACAUGCCAACACACCAACACACCAGCACAACAACAUGCCAUCUCACCAACACACCAGCACAACAACAUGCCAACACACCAACACAAAGCACAACAACUUGUCGAAACACCAGCACAACAACAUGCCAACACACCAACACACACGCACAACAACUUGUCAACACACCAGUACACCUGCAGAACAACAUGUCAACACACCAACACACCAGCACAACAACAUGUCAACACAAACACACCAGAACAACAACAUGCCAACACACCAGCACAUCAACAUGCCAACACACCAACACACCAGCACAACAACAUGCCAUCUCACCAACACACCAGCACAACAACAUGCCAUCACACCAGCACAACAACAUGCCAUCUCACCAACACACCAACACAACAACACAACAACAUGCCAACACACCAACACACCCGUACAACAACAUGCCAUCUCACCAACACACCAGCACAACAACACACCAGCACACCAACACAACUGCACAACAACACACCUGCACAACAACAUGCCAACACAUCAACAUACCUGCACAGCAACAUGCCAUCACACCAACACACCUGCACAACAACAUGCCUACACACCAUCACACCUGCACAACAACAUGCCAACACACCAACACGCCUGUACAACAACAUGCCCACACACCAACACACCUGCAGAACAACAUGUCAACACACCUGAACAACAACAUGCCAACACGCCAACACACCUGUACAACAACAUGCCAACACACCAGCAAACCUGCAAAACAACAUGCAAACACACCUGUACAACAACAUGCCAACACACCAACACACCAGCACAACAACAUGCCAACACACCAACACACCUGCACAACAACAUCCAACAUACCAUCACACCUGCACAACAACAUGCCAACACACCUGCACAACAACAUGCCCAUACACCAACAUACCUGCAAAACAACAUGCCAUAACACCUGUACAACAACAUGCCAACAUACCAUCACACCUGCACAACAACAUGCCAACACACCAACAAACCAGCAUAACAACAUGGCGACACAGCAACACACCUGCACAACAACAUGCCAACACACCAACACACCUGUACAACAACAUGCCAACACACCAGCACACCUGCAAAACAACAUGCCAUCUCACCAACACACCUGCACAACAACAUGCAAGCACACCAACACACCUGCAAAACAACGUGUCAACACACCAGCAUACCAACAUGUCGACACACCAGCAUACCAACAUGUCGACACUUCAGCAUAA